AUGGGAGAAGUUCAUGAACUACAACUUCACAAAAUGGAGGAUGCAAUUGAAGCCAAAGAGACAUUUUCAUUGGAAAAAAAUAGCUUAGAAGAUCAAAUCAUGAAAGAAUCAAGUAUAAUCAACAAGAAAAAGAUUAACUAUUUCAAGGUAGCCAUUUAUGUUACACUUGUGCUAGUAGGCCAAUCUUGUGCAACACUUUUAGGAAGAUUGUACUAUGAAAAAGGAGGAAAGAGUAAAUGGAUGGCAACAUUUGCUCAACUAGCUGGUUUUCCAAUUCUACUACCUUAUUACUUUUUCAUCUCAUCAACAAAAAAAAUCACCACAAAAAAUAAAAAUAAUAACAUCAUUGAUCCAAAUUAUCAACCAUCCAUUUUCAUGCUGGCUUUUGUCUAUGUCUCAAUUGGCUUAAUUGUUGCAUUAAAUUGUUACUUAUUUUCAAUUGGGCUAUUGUACCUCCCUAUCUCUACUUUCACCCUAAUUUGCUCAUCCCAAUUAGGUUUCAAUGCUUUAUUUGCCUACUUCCUAAACUCACUUAAGGUCACACCUUACAUAAUCAACUCCAUAGUCCUUCUAACAAUUUCUUCCUCCCUCCUUUUGUUCCAAAGUGAUUCAUCAAAUUCCACACAUGUUUCCAAGAAAAUGUAUUUGAUUGGAUUCAUAUGCACUCUAUGCUCAUCCGCCGGGUGUGGAUUAGUUCUUUCGCUUACGCAACUAGGUUUCAAGAAAGUAGUGAAAAAAGAAAAUUUUAAAGCUAUUAUGGAUAUGAUAAUAUAUCCAUCAAUAGUAGCUACUUGUGCUACACUACUAGGACUUUUUGCAAGUGGAGAGUGGAAUGAUAUAAAGAAAGAAAUGGAAGAAUAUGAAAUUGGAAAAGCUUCCUAUGUGCUUGUUCUUACAUUCAUAGCCAUAUCUUGGAAAGUCUUUAAUCUUGGUUGUGUUGGACUUAUUUUUGAGGUUUCUUCACUUUUCUCCAUGGCUAUAAGUGUUUUAGGACUUCCUAUUGUUCCUAUAUUGGCUGUGGUAUUCUUCAAAGAAAAAAUGAAUGGGAUUAAGGUCAUAUCUAUGGUCCUAGCUAUUUGGGGAUUUAUAUCAUAUGUUUAUCAGCAGUACCUUGAUGAGAGUGAGAACAAAAAAGAAAAUAGAAACACUAGUAAUGUUACUAAAGGUUCUUCAACUUUAGAAGAAUGUAAUAUAAGGGGUUGA
Molecule: messenger RNA, 1203 nt
Organism: Trifolium pratense (red clover)
Lineage: Eukaryota; Viridiplantae; Streptophyta; Magnoliopsida; Fabales; Fabaceae
Product: purine permease 21-like
Exons: 2
Coding region: 1-1203 (400 amino acids)
Cellular component (GO): membrane
Molecular function (GO): purine nucleoside transmembrane transporter activity
Source: RefSeq, a predicted model, not a curated record